CUGAAAUGAGAGAGUCAGACCCUUAAGUCUUGUCGCAUCUGCCUUGUUCCUUAACAGUUAACAGCUCAGAUUACUCAUCAAAAAAAAAAAAAAAAAAAACAGCUCAGAUUAAACCAAUCACUCGCUCUCUUUCUCUCAACUCUGUUUCUUUUAUUUUUUCAACGUGAAUCACUGGCUCUCUUUCUCUGAGCAAUGGCUUCGUCUCUGACUACGGCCUCAGCCUCAGCUGUGGGCAAAGCCUCAGCCACUUUGCGUCCUCUCAGCAAUAGAUAUCACUCUCUCUCUCAUUUUUCAUUUCGUGUUUCUCCAAAACCCAAGCUCAGAAUUUUCACCAAGGGUUUACAACCUAGUCGGAAUUGUUCCACUGUGGUAAAGGCCCAAUUGAAUGAGGUUGGCGUUGGUGGAUCCUCCAAUGCUUCCUCUACUCCCCCAGCCAAGUUGGAGGCAGUGACAUCAGAAGCAAAGGAUGCUAAGCCAUCAAAUGACCAUUCUUUUGGAGCUUUGGCUAGAGAGGAAUCAAUCUCUGAGUUCAUUGCUCAAGUUUCAAGUCUUGUUAAGCUUGUUGAUUCAAGAGAUAUAGUGGAGUUGCAGUUGAAACAGCUUGACUGUGAAGUUAUAAUCCGUAAAAAGGAGGCCUUACCUCAACCACCACCUCCUGCGCCAGUUAGCAUGAUGUAUUCACAAACUCCAACACUAACCCAAACAGUCCAUCCUGCACCUGCACCCGCACCCGCACCUGCCCCAGCUCCUAGAGCCCCUACUCCAUCUGCUUCUCCUGCUGUCAAGUCAGCAAAGUCGUCAUUUCCACCUCUUAAAUGCCCCAUGGCAGGGACAUUCUACCGAUGUCCAGCCCCUGGUGAACCGCCAUUUGUGAAGGUUGGAGACAAGGUACAGAAGGGACAGGUAGUAGGCAUCAUUGAGGCCAUGAAAUUGAUGAAUGAGAUAGAAGCUGAUCAAUCAGGAACCAUAGUUGAGGUCCUUGUAGAAGAUGGCAAGCCUGUUAGCAUUGACAUGCCUCUUUUUGUAAUUGAACCUUAGAGCUUGGCCAUCAAGUAUGCUAAUCGAUGGACCAAACGGCAAUUAGAAAGUGGGUGCAGUUGGUAAGAUUAUGAGAUGCGGCAUUGUUUCAUUUUGGUAGAAUUUUUUGUGUGAAAUGAGAUUUGGCUAGAGUUGAGAGUGAAUUAUUGUUGAAUGAAUUAUUUAAUUUAUUUUAAAAUUUUUUACUAGAACAGAUAUUUCUCGCCCCUCCAUGUUUGGAAUUAGUUGUUUGUGCAUUAUUCAAGAAGCUCUGGAUAUGACAUCUGUGAUAGGUGCUUUAACCAGUACCAGAAAUGUUUUGGAUUCAAUUAACCCCCAUCCCCCAUUUUACUUUUUACAUGUUUAAAGGGGACUUAUUCACUUUCA
Molecule: messenger RNA, 1404 nt
Organism: Quercus robur (English oak)
Lineage: Eukaryota; Viridiplantae; Streptophyta; Magnoliopsida; Fagales; Fagaceae
Product: biotin carboxyl carrier protein of acetyl-CoA carboxylase, chloroplastic
Exons: 7
Coding region: 193-1038 (281 amino acids)
Biological process (GO): fatty acid biosynthetic process
Cellular component (GO): acetyl-CoA carboxylase complex
Molecular function (GO): acetyl-CoA carboxylase activity
Source: RefSeq, a predicted model, not a curated record